CCAGCACACCAAAACACCAUCAGAUGGGUGGAUUGCUCCAAAAAUGUCCCGGAAUCAAGCAGCACUUUCAAUGCAUCAACAAUAGAUCUCACUUCUCUUCCUCCAAAUCUUCACUGUGGCCGACUCGACGUACCGAUGGAUUAUUCCAAGCCUUUCUGCGAUGGAAACAAGAUCACGCUUGGGCUGGCUAUGGUGCGACCUGCGAAUCCUAAAGGAGCUUUGUUCUUUAAUCCAGGAGGAAGUGAUGCUGGCGUUGUAGUUGCGUGGGACGUCGCGCUAAAUCUGACGCAUGCUUUUGAUGGGCUUGAAGACUUCGAUCUGUUAGUUCUGGAUGUGAGGGGAACUUUUAGUUCGAAUCCUUUGAACGUUUCGUUAGAAACUUUUGCUGGCAUGAGUGGUCCAUUCCCUACAAAUCAAACGGAAUUCGAUAUCGCCAAGAAUGCAUCUGCGACAAUUAUCCAAUCGUGGAUUGAUAAUAGCUCACCACCGGGUAUCGUUGAACACGUUGGGACGAGGGAGGUGGUGCAAGACUAUGAGAGCGUCCGAAGAGCUCUUGGCUAUGAUAGGAUUAAUUUCCUUGGGGGUUCACAGGGUGGGCAUCGAGCGGCUCAAUACGCGGUAGCAUUUCCUGAUCGAGUGGGGAAUUUUGUAUUGGACUCAGCGGCCCCGCACGGACUUCCAAUCUAUGACCAAGCGCAGGAUCAAGUAUUGGGAAUGAAUCGACUCAUGCUUCGUGCGGAUGCAUACUGCCAAAACAACGCUUCAUGUCCUUUCCACUCCCAGGGAAAAGGCAGUGUCCCUAAGGCAUUCCAUCAAAUAAUCGAAACAGCAAAACAAUCCCCCUACUUCAUCCCCGCCUGCGCGAACAGCACAACCUGCUCUCCAUACAUCACAGAUCUCGACAUCAGAAACGGAAUGCUAGCGGCUUUGAUCGUAUCGCCUGACUUCCCAGUGAUUCUGGAAGCAAUAAAUAGCACCUUGGCGGGCGAUGCAAGUGCGUUUGUUAGUCCGCCUCUAACUCUUGGGGGUGUAGUUGCUAUACCACUGCUUUGUAAUGAUUACAACGAUGGACUUAAGGUAAGACAAAGUCAUACCCAUGACGAGCGAAGUCAUUUUCGGUUGCAGCUUGCUUACUCCCACAAGCUUUACUGUUCCGCAUGGCCCUUCGAAGUCCCAAAGCAGGAGCCUACAACUACGAAUCAGUCCAUGCUAAUGGUCACCGCUGAUUUUGAUGGAAGCACACCAAUCGAAUGGGCAACCUUCUCCUGGAACACAGCACCAAAGUCGGUCCUAGUGGUUAGACACGGUGACGGCCACGUCUCAUUUCCUCUGACCGAUCAACCCUCCACAAAAAUAACGAAAGAUUUUCUCAACACUGGAAUUCUACCAUCAGCGCAGAACUCAACUCAGGUCACAGUGUAUACGCCUGGCAUGAAAUUUGCGGGGAUCUCAGAUCCGUAUGAUGUCCCUACAGGGCCGGAGGCGGGCGAU
Messenger RNA from Lindgomyces ingoldianus, 1491 nucleotides. RefSeq names its product alpha/beta-hydrolase. The annotation marks the transcript as partial. The record is from RefSeq and is a predicted model, not a curated record. The transcript is spliced from 11 exons. Lineage: Eukaryota; Fungi; Ascomycota; Dothideomycetes; Pleosporales; Lindgomycetaceae.